CAGGAAAUAUGAGAAAGAGAAAUGAUUAUCUUUACCAAAGGAGAGGGUUUGGUGCACAUACAAGGUUAGAUCCUUUGGUAGGCAAGUCUCCUUCCAAUACUGGAGUCACUCCCAAAUUAGCCAAACCUAAGACUUUAAUCUCGCAGUCUCUUCAUAAAGAAAAUAGAAUGACUGAAAGCAGGCUAAAGCCUAAAGAAAAUAGUGCGCCUACCAGUUAUCUGCCUAAGAAGAAUCUUGGUGAUGAACUUAUUAUUAUUAAAGUGACUGAUGAAAGAAAGAAUAUCAACAAAAAUUUUGAGCUAAAAAGCAGCCUUCUUCGAGGAAUGAAAUAUUUUGACAAACAUUUGAAAAGCACAGAUUCAGCAGAGGAUAUUGACAUAAGCAUUCACUGAGAUGUAACAAUAUUCGAGUGGUUGAUGAGUUACAUUAAAAAUAAAAACCCAAGGUUGAGCAAACAGAACGUGAUUCCGAUUCUAAUCUCUGCAGAGUUUUUAAUAAUAAAAAGGCUUACAGACGAGUGCAUAGAAUACAUUGUCAAUAAUAUAUCAGAAAUAGUCAAAGUGCCUAUUGAUAUGAACUGCUUAAGCAGAGAUCUGGUUAAGAAAUUGGCAGACUCGAUGACAUUAGACCAGUUAGAUGAGUUUAAAGACUCCAAGGACUCCCUUCAGUCUAAACUCUAUGCCCAUAAAUUAGAUGAUUUGAUGAAAGUGGAGAAAAACAAAUUGUCAAGAUGAAUUCACUGUAAUAUUCUAUAUACUGAAGAGCAAUCGCAAUGGAUGACUUGUCCCAAAGCUGGCAUUUAUAUAGACUAUCGUGGAAGAGUCAUUUCUAAGCAUGUUGCAGAUGCCAAUUGGAGUAUUAACGAAUUUUUAACCUUCAUGAACAAAUAAUGUGUCCUGGAGACAUUGCUUUUGGAAGAUUUGGGCAAGACUCAAAUAUGAUGAAUGAACUUUCUGAGGACAGAAGUUUGUUUAUUCUGAAUAUGAUCAUUGAACAUAUCACCCUGAAGCUCCAGAAUUCCAAUAUGGCUCCAAUACAGGAACGUAUCCAUGAUGACAAGCUGAAGCAGUCAGAUUUACAACUAGUGUUCAUAAAGGAGGUUGCAAAAAUCAGAGGCAUAUUUUCAAAAAUCUUCAGACAGAUUCAAGAGAAUACUAUUUCUUGUCUAAGCAUUAUGAACUUUUUAAAGAGCCAGUAAUAAAGCCAAGUACUUCUGAAGCAACAAAUGAAAAUAAGUCUACACAUGAAGAAUGUGAAUCUAAAAAUUCUGAAAUAAAAUCCAAGAUGAUGUCUCUACUAACCCUAGUAAAAGAAUUUUCUUCAGGAAAAUAUUUAAAAUUAAGAAACAAGAACUGUCUGAAAUGAGCCCAAUGUGGAACUUGAUGAAAUGAGUGAUUAAUGAUUGAGGAAGAAGAUGAUAACACUCCAGAUUUUAAUUUUGUGCUACCUAAAAAACUCCAAGCAUCUUCCCAUACUCAAUUGUUCAGAGAUGAAAGCUAUAUUAAGCAACCCAACACAAAAAAUUUGGAUAAAUACAAGUUGUGGAAGUACGACUAUUUCCGCGAUAAAGAUAGAGAUGCUAUGAUUGAUAUUGCAGAAAAGUUAAAAUAAACAAAGAACCAAGGUUAAGUCACCAGUUUCUAAACCUUCAAAGCCCCUGUAUUUAAGAGGAAUCUCAAAAAGUUCGACCAAAGCAAGUAGUAAAAUGAGUUUUAAGUCUUCAGCCAAGAGUACCCCUAAAGUUGGGUAUAAAUCAGUAGGAUCGAAUAGAUACCAAAUUCAUAAUAAAGGGCGCUAACCCCUUGUCA
This is a messenger RNA of Moneuplotes crassus, 1808 nucleotides long. The record is from the annotation of a GenBank genome assembly. NCBI's taxonomy places the organism in Eukaryota, Ciliophora, Spirotrichea, Euplotida, Euplotidae.